AAUAUUUAUUUUUCAAACUCAAGUGUCGUGCAAGGAUUUAUUGGACAAAGAGUUGAAAUGAAUGCUACGGCAGUGUUUGAGCAAAUAACUGACACAUUUACUCUGAGCAUCACUUCUCCUGUCAUAAACGAAAACUCUUUAGUAUUCCUUGAAUCUGCAACAAUCGCUUGGGUUGGACCCAGUUUGUCGUGUUUGGAAAAUAGAACUCUGACACUGCUGUCAAAUGACUCUGUGUCAUACUCACAGACUAUACGUCUUGUAUAUAGAGUCGGACCAGUUACACAUACAGGCAUGACAGAAAGGAAUCCAUAUGUUGAAACAAACAGUACCGGAAUGAAUGAGCUUGUAUUUAUGAUUACUGUAAUGGUUGCCGACCAUGUUGCAAAUACGCAAGGAAGUAUCAUUCCAAUUAAUGUGACACUAGAUGGCGCUUCAGGAUUAUCUGUAGCAGGCGGUGUUUAUGUUGAAGUACAAAUAACCGGCAUAGAAGCACCUCAUUUGAUAUUUCUAUUUGCACUAACCAACUACAUUAAUAAGACGUCGGGGUAA
Molecule: messenger RNA, 549 nt
Organism: Mercenaria mercenaria
Lineage: Eukaryota; Metazoa; Mollusca; Bivalvia; Venerida; Veneridae
Exons: 3
Coding region: 58-549 (163 amino acids)
Source: RefSeq, a predicted model, not a curated record